CCAAGACCCAGUCUGCAUAUCAGUUGCUGAACACUCCUCAAGCUGAUGGAUCACAUCAGUGUUUUACCAGCCCCAACACUUAUGAUGCUGGUAGAUCACAUAUUUACACAGAAGACCUUGCUAACCUUACAACAGUUAUCAAGUCGGAUAAAUACAUCCUAGAAAAAUCAAACACGGCCCCUUCUCAUUGGGAUGGAGCAGGGUCAUCAGACUGGAGAAAUCCAAAAAGAGCCAGGGGCCAGAAAGGGAACCACAAGUUGAACUCCAAGAAAGUCCAGUUUUCAGAUGAGGUCACUGAUAAUGGUGGAGAUUCUUUGCUGCCAGAGGGUCAUGCUGUCGGGGAAGAUGGG
Molecule: messenger RNA, 350 nt
Organism: Lymnaea stagnalis (great pond snail)
Lineage: Eukaryota; Metazoa; Mollusca; Gastropoda; Lymnaeidae
Source: the annotation of a GenBank genome assembly